AUGGAUUUACCUAAAAAUGAUGAUGCAGAAUCUGAAGAUGAUCCGGAUAUUGAGUUCAGAAAAACACUUAAGGAAACGCUUGAAAGGUUACGCAAACUACCAACUUCCGCUGAAGAAAUGGAAAUGCCUGUUGCAAAAAAAGAUGUAAUGGAUGUUUAUAUCCGACUAUGCAACGCUCUUAAGGUGCCAGAAUGUUCUGUCUUUUUGUCAUGCAUAGAAAGCGAAUUAAUGGAUUUGUCAUAUCAAUGUAUUGGACCUUUGGGCAUCAUAGCUGUUGCUAAAGCUUUGAUGCCAUGCAAAACUGUGAAGGAUCUUAAUUUGUCUUAUAAUAAACUUGGAUCCAAAAGUUUACGUUACAUACCAACUCUUAUAAGCAACAAUGAAAAUAUAAUUCGUUUAAAUUUGAGAUGCAACGAAAUAAACAAGAACAGCGCAGAUCAUUUGAGAGAUCUUAUUUCAGUGUGCCAUUGUGUGGAAUAUUUAGAUCUGGCGGAGAACAAUCUUGGCGACGAAGAGUUUAUGGAAAUAGCAGCAGCGUUGGCGAAAAUUGACAGAACCAAAGAGCUUAUUUUGAGUAGAAACGAUGCAGGUCCAGACUGUGGGUUGGUUUUCGGUUCAUUGAUAAGUAAGUGCAGUGCUUUAGAGAAACUGGAUCUAAGUUACAAUCAUAUAGAAAUAGGAGCUGCUGGUCUUUUUAAUGCUUUAAAAAAUUCGAAUCUGAAACAUCUUGAUUUUUCCAAGAAUGGCAUUAAUGACAUGAUUGCAUCCGAUAUAGCCAAAGGUCUUCGCACCAACAAAACUUUGCAAAUACUGGAUUUGAGUAGCAAUCACAUCACGAAUAAAGGCAUUUCUGAAAUAGCACCUGCCUUUAAAAAGUGUACAACACUUGAAGUGCUUCGAUUGAAUAAUAAUCCUUUUCAUGGACCUGGAGCAAGUGUAGUUCUAAAUUCAAUUGGCGAAAAUUUGAAGCUGUUGGACUUAUCGUCUAUAAAAGGAAAUCUUACCUUUGAGAAAACGCUAGCCAAAUAUAAAAAAAGCGGAAGAACUAUUCAGGUGUUAUACGGAUCGAAAGUCCGCUACGAUCCUUUCUCAAGAGAGUAUUGGAAAACGGACACCGACACCAUAAACGAGACUAAUGCGCUGGCUUGUGCACAGAAACUUGCAGAUGAAAAGGGACUUUCUCUUAAAAAUGUUUUUAAAGGUAUCCACGCUAGUUUUCUUCUUCAAAAGUUUGAAGCCGCCCAGAGCGCUGAUGAAGACACUAAAAAGGAUGAUAAAGAAGAUGCUGGCAAAAUGACAAUAGAUGACUUCGCUAAAGGUUUGGUGAAUAGUCCGCUGGCCGUUCCGAAAGCCACGGCUAUUGAGUUAGCUAAAGCAUUGAGUGUGGAAGAGAAGGUAGAUUUGUGGGAUAUAAUUCCGAGGAUUAAGUUAAGACCUGAUGAUCUCGCCGUAAAGCCGAAGGUCAAGAAACAGGAGCCACCUGCUGAAAAAUCGAAAGAUAAGAAAAAGAAAAAAUAG
Argiope bruennichi is the source of this 1518-nucleotide messenger RNA. RefSeq names its product leucine-rich repeat-containing protein 74B-like. Gene Ontology annotation, molecular function: protein binding. The transcript has a single exon. NCBI's taxonomy places the organism in Eukaryota, Metazoa, Arthropoda, Arachnida, Araneae, Araneidae. The coding region runs from base 1 to 1518 and encodes 505 amino acids. The record is from RefSeq and is a predicted model, not a curated record.